CUCACUUUUACUUCACUGGGAAUUUGCUCCGCUUGCAUCUUCCACCAUCGGACUCCGAUUCUUCUCAUCCCCUGCACUUGUCCGCUGGGGUAAACGAUCCACGGAGAGUCCCUCGCCCGGUAACUGCGCCAUCCGUCCAACUCCAUUUGUAUUUUCUCCGUUUUGCUGCGGUUUACGUGUGUGUGUUUUCCUGGAAAAAAUCGGCCUGCAACUGCUCUGCUUUCGUUCCGAUGAUCGAGAUUCGCCGUAUAUCUCUCGUUUCCUCGUUUGUUCUGUGGAUUUUCGGGUCCCAAUGAUAUGCAGAUGGUAUUGGCGUCCAGCAUUUGCCUCGCUGUUAAUCUUGAACUGUUUCUUACGAUUGAUUUGGGCGUUUCUCUUUCGGUAUACUUCAGAUUGCGGUUUUGAUCGAGAUCUGAUUGCUUCUCGUUUCUCUUUGCUUUGGUUGCAGGGGGAGAUAGCUGAACUGGAUUGAAUGGAGCAGUACGAGAAAGUGGAGAAGAUUGGGGAGGGGACUUAUGGAGUGGUAUACAAGGCUCGGGAUCGAAUCACCAAUGAGACUAUAGCUUUGAAGAAGAUCCGCCUGGAGCAGGAAGACGAGGGAGUCCCCAGCACUGCCAUUAGAGAGAUUUCACUUCUGAAAGAAAUGCAGCAUGGCAACAUUGUCAGGUGCUACAGGUUGCAGGAUGUAGUGCACAGUGAGAAGCGCUUGUAUUUGGUAUUUGAGUACUUGGAUCUAGAUUUGAAGAAGCACAUGGACUCUUCUCCUGAAUUCGCAAAAACAUCUAUAAUUAUCUUCUAUGUGCAGACAUUCCUGUAUCAAAUCCUCCGUGGCAUUGCUUAUUGCCAUUCUCACAGGGUUCUUCAUCGAGAUUUGAAGCCACAGAAUUUGCUUAUUGAUCGUCGUACCAAUGCACUGAAACUUGCAGAUUUUGGCCUGGCUAGAGCUUUUGGAAUACCUGUCAGGACAUUUACUCAUGAGGUGGUGACUCUGUGGUAUAGAGCCCCAGAGAUCCUUCUUGGAUCUCGACACUACUCUACACCUGUCGAUGUGUGGUCUGUUGGAUGUAUAUUUGCUGAAAUGGUGAACCAGCGCCCGUUGUUCCCUGGGGACUCUGAGAUUGACGAGCUAUUUAAGAUUUUCAGAAUCACGGGUACGCCAAAUGAAGAAACCUGGCCUGGAGUAACAUCUUUGCCCGACUUCAAGUCUACAUUCCCUAAGUGGCCUUCAAAGGACUUGGCCACUGUGGUUCCAACUCUCGAUUCAGCUGGUCUUGACCUUCUACGUAAAAUGCUGUGCUUGGAUCCUGUCAAGAGAAUUACAGCCAGGACUGCCAUAGAACAUGAGUACUUCAAGGACAUCGGUUUUGUGCCUUAAAAGAGGCAGGGAAAACAAAAGGAUAAGGUCACAAGUUCUCAUCUCUGUGUCCUACAAAACAAAUUUGUAUAUGGUUUGUGUAGUAGUAAAAAGGUGUACCCAAUGUGGGGUUUUGGAAGUGUGAGAAGCAAGAUUUGCUUCUCUUGAGAGAAUCCAUGUAGAACGGGUGAAAAAAACAUCAAAAUGGCGAUGUUUUUCUUGUGGGUUUGAAUUUGAUUCCUUACCGGAAAUUAUUAGCUUGAAGGUUGCUUUUUUACUGAGGGCUUGGAGAUUAUUGUGAAUUUUCGUUGGUUGGUUGUUCCCCUGCGCUUUGAUUGUAAACAGUCUUGUUGAGGAAAAAAAAUUAUGGUUUAGUGUCCUU
Messenger RNA from Linum tenue, 1736 nucleotides. The record is from the annotation of a GenBank genome assembly. NCBI's taxonomy places the organism in Eukaryota, Viridiplantae, Streptophyta, Magnoliopsida, Malpighiales, Linaceae.